CUGUGUUCUGUAAUCCCCGCGUUGCAAGGUGAGUCCCAAGAAGUUAUCCAAUGAAAUAAGACACUGGAUCUACUUCACCAAGGAUAAAAACCAACUGGAAAAAACCGGAAACAAGGGAGGAGUUUCACCUAGCAAUAUGGGAUGAGAAACACACACAACCACAGGAGAACAAUUACUUGCUGAUCAUAUGAACUGAAGAACGUAGUGUAAAAUGAUCACUAUACUCAAGGAUUCUCAAACUGCUGCAGCGACAUCUAACUUUAUUAAUCCUUAUGCUAUAGAUGUGAUCCAGACCAAGAGAAAAGACCUGGUUUAUGGGAUUUCACACACUGAGGAUAUACUAGAUCUCCUUGUCACUGAGGGGGUCCUGACAGCAAUGAAGAGAUCUAUUGUUUUAACCAUCAGAGGUCGUAAAGAUCAGAAUUCCAGGGUCCUGGACAUGCUGGAGGCCAGAGGUGAAAGGGCCUGCCGGAUCUUUUUCCACCCUUGUCUAAUGUUGGCCGAACCUGAUCUGUAUCAGCAGAUCAAAACUUAUUUGGGAAAUGUAAAUGAACGUAUUCGAGACACAAGGAGACAGCUGAUUGGAUAUUUACUGGAGAGGGAGCAAGAGGCGACAAUGACAAUUACAAAUUACAGAAUGGGCGCUCAGAGGACCCGUCAUUCUUUUGUUAUAAAAGAAACUAAAGGAUCAGACAUUAAAAAGAGAGAAGAAAAAUCCUCAUUCCCACUUCUAAAACCUGAUGAGACAAAACUAGUUCAAACAAAAUCAGAAAAUGACAUUCACGCAAUCGUUUCCAAAGGGGAGUUGAAUUUGCUGGAGGAGCUGCUAAAUGAUAUUGAUGUCAACAGUGUCAAUUCUUCUAUGGAGACACUGUUGCAUGUUGCCGCUGAGAAUGGCCACCUGUCCAUAGUGGAGGUUUUACAUCAAAGAGGAGCCUCUCUGGAUCUGCAGGAUGAAAACAACCAGACAGCUCUUCACAGAGCAGCCAGCAGGGGUCACUCUGAGAUAGUCAAAGCCCUCCUACAGGCUGGAGCUCCCAUGUACACUAUGGAUCUGCAAGGUAAAACUCCAGUUCACCUGGCUGCAGAGAAUGGGCAUCUGGAUACGGUGAGAGUCCUUUUGAAGGAGGAGGCCGAUAUGUGUGAGAGCUGCACACGGGACAUGUUCUUGCACAUGGCAGCCAAGGAAGACGACUGGAAGCUGACUGAGCUGCUGCUACAGAGUGGGGCUGCUGUUGAUGCACAAAAUGACCAAAAUAAAACAGCUUUAUUUUAUGCAGUGGCUGGAGGUCAUGACAAGACCCUCACCGUUCUUCUAAAUGCAGGGGCUAAAGUGGACAGAGAUGUUAUGAAUGAAGCCAUUAAGCUCAAUCAAGAAUCAGUCCUGAAACUCUUGCUUGACAAUACCAGACGAACUUUGAGUGAAGAUGUUCUGAACUCUGCACUCUUCUCAGCUGUUAGACACAACCGCAAUGCUGUGCUAACCACUCUGAUUGACAGUGGAGCAAAUGUAAACAUAUGUGACAAACAAGGAUACACUCCUGUCCUGUUGUCGGCUGAGCUGGGUCACACAGAAGUCUUCAGUGUGCUAACAGUAAAACAAGCUAAACUGGAUGCUGCUUUACCUGACCUCUCAUCUGCUUUGCAUCUGGCUGUCCAAGGUGGUUGUGUGCCCAUAGUGGAAAAACUGUUAGAAAAGGGGUUAGACCCCAACAUUAUAGGGUCAAAAGCACAGACACCUCUGCACCUGGCAGCUGUGUUUAAUAGGUCAGAUUUAGUUGGCCUACUGUCAAACGCUGGAUCAAAGGUAAAUGCAGUAAACCAAGAUGGGGCAACACCUCUGCAUUUAGCCAGUCAGCAGGGAAAUGACCAAACAGCAGUCCAGCUUAUUAAAAGAAAGGCAGAUUUAGAAGCCGUGGACCGACAGGGGAGGACAGCCCUGCACUACGCAGCUGCUGCAAGAGGAAAAAACCAUGUGGUGGACGUGUUACUGUCGACUAAAGCCAAUGCAGACACCCCUGAUAAAGCCAAAAAAACUGCCCUCCACCUGGCAGCCAUGGAGGGGAAUGUAGAUGCUGUGACAUCACUGUUGUCCCACAAAGUGAAGGCAGGUGCUAAAGACAUGGAUGGUUCCACACCUUUACAUUACGCAGCAGCAGGUGGGUUUGUCAGCAUAGUUUCACUUCUCCUCCAAUCACUGAAAAAGAAAGGGUUGGAGGAGAGGAAUGCAUGGAGGAAAACACCACUUCAUGCUGCAGCAGAGAAGGGCCAUGAUAAUGUGGCUGUGCUGCUGCUGGAGGCCGGGGCCAAGAUCAACACCACAGAUCACAAUAAAGACACGCCUCUGCAUUGUGCUGCACAAGGAGGUCAUCUGGAGAUGGUGAAGAGACUUGUAGGUUGGGGACAGAGCAGCCAGAUGGGAAAGCAGAAGAAAGUGAACCUGCAAGCCACGAACAAAGUAGGAAAAACACCACUGCAGAUCGCAGAGACCGGAGACACACCACAACAUGAGAGCAUUGCAACUUUACUCAAGAGGAAGAUGUUUCUGAUAAAGUAAAGUGAGAUAAACAGGAAAUGAGACUCAAAUUAUGACAGGGAUAAGAUCUUUUAUCUAUAAGUUCGUGCAUUUAGGAUCCAGAUAAAGCAAAACAUUGCUUCAUAGUAAUGACAGUAGUUGCUCAAGUGAAGUAUGAAAUAGUUUCUGGUUAUUUUUUUCCUACUAUGCAUGCCACAAAUUGAAUCUGACAAUGUGCCGCUUUUUAAUUUAUUUUGAUGAGUUUUAUGCCUUUAUUUAAUAGUUUACAGAAGAGAUAAGGGAUUAAAUUAAGCUUCUGCAAUGCCAGUCUCAUGCAAGAAUCACAAAUUAGCUCUAAUUUAGAAGAUUCUCAGCAUGAAAUACAGCCUAUUACUAAACAAUUAUGUAUUUCAUCAUUUUUAACUGGUUUGGAGUUUGGACAUCCAUUAGACAUCAGAAUUUCUUGACAUUUUGUUGACAUAGCUUUUGACACCACUUGCAUUCAUGAUGUUUACAUGGCAUCAUUUACACAGCUUU
Messenger RNA from Sphaeramia orbicularis (orbiculate cardinalfish), 3052 nucleotides. RefSeq names its product CARD- and ANK-containing Inflammasome Adaptor Protein (gene caiap). Bases 212 to 2557 code for a protein of 781 amino acids. NCBI's taxonomy places the organism in Eukaryota, Metazoa, Chordata, Actinopteri, Kurtiformes, Apogonidae. The record is from RefSeq and is a predicted model, not a curated record. The transcript is spliced from 5 exons. Gene Ontology annotation, biological process: regulation of apoptotic process. Gene Ontology annotation, molecular function: protein binding.